Messenger RNA from Triticum aestivum (bread wheat), 515 nucleotides. RefSeq names its product low temperature-induced protein lt101.2-like. Bases 171 to 335 code for a protein of 54 amino acids. The record is from RefSeq and is a predicted model, not a curated record. The transcript has 2 exons. Lineage: Eukaryota; Viridiplantae; Streptophyta; Magnoliopsida; Poales; Poaceae. Gene Ontology annotation, cellular component: membrane.
CCGCCCCCGUCCAAUUCUUCUAGGUUCUAGCCGGUCGAGCUGAUCAGCUCUAGCGCCGCACCUCCCUAGCCCUGCUCUGCUUGCUCACUCUCACGGCAAGCUAGCUAGCACCAUCGACCACAUCGUCUCAUCGGAGAAGAAAGCUCUGCGAGAAGAGGAAUUUGAUUGCGAUGGGCUCGGAGACGUUCGUGGAGAUCCUGCUGGCCAUACUGCUGCCGCCUGUCGGCGUCUUCCUCCGCUACGGCAUCGGCGUGGAGUUCUGGAUAUGCCUGCUGCUCACCGUGCUGGGCUACAUCCCGGGCAUCAUCUACGCCAUCUUCGUCCUCGUCGCUUAGUUUCAGUUUCAGUAAUUAACCAGUUCGGACUCGUCCAAAUAUAUCGAUCCCAGGCAUCUCUGUUCCAGUUGCUCUAGCUGUUCAUGGAUGAGCUGCUGGCGCAUCGGUGCAAGCAGGAUCUCUGCGCCAUGAAUAACCACCAUGCAUGCCGGUUCAGUUACUAGACCAGCUACUACUGUU